AUGGGGUCCAAAAACCGUGAGAUAAGUCGUUACGAGGUUACAGCAGUCUAUACACACCCGGAAGCCAAGGCCGACAUCGUUCUUGUUCACGGACUCAACGGGGAGCCAGACAUGACAUGGACGAAGGAUGGGACGUUCUGGCCGCUGGAUCUGCUACCGACUGCACUCAGGGGCACACACGCAAACAUUCUGGUCUACGGAUAUAACGCAGACGUCUACUCCAAAGGGUACGAUCGAACAACCAGUAAUCACUUUAUAAACCAGCACGCUGAAGAUCUCGUCACGAACCUCACGCUUCACCGAAGAAGUCAAGAGACAUCCAAGAACCCUAUCAUAUGGGUAUGUCACUCACUAGGAGGCAUUCUCGUAAAGAGAGCUCUACUCUACUCCCAUGAUGUGCGUGGAACUCACCUGGAAGACCUCGGGUCAAUCUACGUAUCAACCUUUGGACUAAUAUUCUUGGGCACCCCGCAUGUAGGAUCGGAUACAGCAGCCUGGGGUGUAAUGAUUCAAGCUAUGGCAAAUGCGUUGAUUCCGAAGAGGUUCUUCGACUCAGAGCCGGUGCUCUUGAAGACGCUCAGGAAAGACAACGAGACUCUCGUCAAUAUCAGCAGUCAUUUCUUGGAUAUCUACCAGCGUUUUGAGAUUCACAUGGUUCGCGAGAAUCAGAAAACGGAUAUAAAAGGCAAAAGGUUCUUCGUCGUGGAUGCAAACUCAGCUGCACCUCCAUUGCCAGGUGUCACCUACUACGGUAUAGAAGCCAAUCAUGCUGAUAUGUGUAAGUACGAUAGUGUACACUCACCGGGGUUCCGUAAUAUCGCCAUUACGUUACGGGAGUGGAUUGAGAAGGCACCUUUGUUAAUCCAACGGCGAUGGUGUAUCGAGGAAGAGGAGGGUCGGAAUCGGGCUAUCGCAAGAGUGAACGAAAUCAUGAGGAGACAACCGAGUCAGCGCAGUUCACGAGUAUCGCAUGAAGAGAAUGAACCCCAAUUUGCGGGACGAACGUCACACUUCAUUGAAGACAUGCCAAUACAAGAAUACAGAUGCAGCAGUCUUUCUCAUAUGAUACAGCAUGUUAGAAACAUGAGUAAAGAGCGUACCGAAGAGAAUCCUUUCCCAGGGGCCUCCUACGUCCCAUCUAUGGAUAUCGCCAAUACAAACUGUCUCUACCAAUAUUGUGGACUAAUUCAUAGGUCAAGACACUCUGAAGCAUCUCUAAACACGGGUCCCGGCUAUUGGGCGCCAGAUCUGCCCAUUAACACAAACUCAGCUAGUUGCCUUUGCCCUUUACCUGGAUAUCCUCACCGAUGUACUCUUAUCACUGAGGGUACAGAAAUGAUAAGAUCUAGAUCCGAGGGGAUCCAGUUUAACGGAAACGUCGGGUUUGGGCAAUCGGAACAUAGGAGCCCCCAGACUGUGCAUCCCUCCGAAAUCGAGUCACCGCCUCCCGAGAAUCAAGAUACCAGGCAGGAGGGGAUGAAAAGUCAGCCUCCUGAUUACAGCCAGUCUUGA
This is a messenger RNA of Fusarium venenatum, 1512 nucleotides long. RefSeq names its product Alpha/Beta hydrolase protein. The record is from RefSeq and is a predicted model, not a curated record. NCBI's taxonomy places the organism in Eukaryota, Fungi, Ascomycota, Sordariomycetes, Hypocreales, Nectriaceae.